AUGAUAUCAAAUGGAUCAACGAAAGUUAAUUCAGUAAAACAAGCUGAUUAUACAAUACCGUAUCAUUUACAAAAACCAAGAGAAGAAAGAGACUUAGAUGAAUUAUAUCCAAAUCUAGAUGAAAAUGCAUUAUUACCAGUAUUUAUAAUAAAUAAUGAACCUCAAGUACAACCUGACCCACAUCCACAAUCACAUUCGGGUUCUCAACAACAGUCACUAUCAAUUGAACAAAACGAUGAACCACCUUCCACAAAUACUCAUUUGAAAGCUCCAACUUUUGAAAAAAUACAACCAGUAAUACCCAAUCCAAAUAUCAAAUUCAAUAAACAACUACUAGAAUAUGGAUUUCAAGAACCUACGAGAAAUAAUGAUAAAAAUACCCAAAAUACAUAUAUACGACCAUUUCAACUACCUAUAAACCUAAUCAAAAAUUCAAAUGAUUUAGAGUCAACAAUACAACAAUUCUUGAAUAAAAAAAAACUACUAGUAGAUUAUGAUAUGGAUGAACAAGACUAUUUAUUUUUAAAAGAUCGUAACUCCAACCCUAGAAAUGUUAUCAAGAUAACUCCAGAAAUUUUUGAAAUCUUAAUAAGUCUAUUAGAAAAUGAAUGGAAAGUAUUAGAAAAUCAAAUGAAAUUAAUUAAUGUUUCACAACAUAGUCAAAAAAACGAUAUUACAAAUAAGAAAUAUUUAACUAUAGGUCAUAACAAUUCAAAAUAUGGAAAUGAUGAUGGAAUAGUACCUGGAUCAAUAUAUGAUCAAAGAUGCGCUGUUUGUAACGAUAGUGAUUGUGAUAACACAAAUGCGAUAGUAUUUUGUGAUGGAUGUGAUAUUGCAGUUCAUCAAGAAUGUUAUGGAGUUGCUUUUAUACCCGAAGGUCAAUGGUUAUGUAGGAAAUGUAUGAUCAACAAAAACAAAACUACUGAAUGUGUAUUUUGUCCAAGUACAACUGGAGCUUUUAAACAAUCAGAUAGUAGUUUAUGGAGUCAUGUUAUAUGUGCAUUAUGGAUUAAUGAAUUAUAUUUUGCAAACCCUAUUUAUAUGGAACCAAUUGAAGGUAUUGAUAAUAUCCCAAAAAGUAGAUGGAAAUUAACUUGUUAUAUAUGUAAACAAAGAGUUGGUGCUUGUAUACAAUGUGCAGGUAGAAACUGUUUUCAAGCUUAUCAUGUAACAUGUGCCAAAAGAGCUGGUUUACAAAUGGAAAUGACAAAGGGUAUAAAGGGUGCUAUAAAUGACAAAUCCACUAUACGAUCAUACUGUGAAAAACAUAGUUCAACAACAAGUACAAAUUUAAUAUUAGAAGGAAUACACAAGACAAGACAAUAUUUUAAAGAUACAAAAGUUCUUAAUGAACAAAAUGAAAGAAUAAGUAGUAAUGAGAAAGUAGCAAAUAAAUUAAAUAUUUUCAAAUGGCAAACUGAAUUAAAUAGUCCUAUUGCUCCAAAAUUAUUUAGUGAUAAAUUAAUUAAUAUAAUGUAUGAAUUAAAAGUUGAAAAUCAAAUAAGUUUACCAGAAGAAUCAACAAAUCAAUUAUUGGAUUUGAAAGUAUUACCUAAUAGAUCAAGAGAACAAAUUUUUAAAGAUUUAAAAAAUAUUGCAAAUGAAAUAUGUAGAUAUUGGUGUUUAAAAAGAGAAUUGAAAAAUGGUGCAUCAUUAGUUUCUAAAAAUAAUAACCUAAUAUCAGCAAGUUCAAUAUUAUAUGAUUCAUCAAAUUUAGAAAAUGAAAUGAGUGAUGUUAAUGAAACUCAACAAAUUAAUGAAAAAUUGAAUUUUGCAAAUAAUUUAAUACAAGAUUUAGAUAAAUUGAUUUCAAUUAAUUCGUUAACUAUUGAUAGACAACUAUUACAAAAAGAUUCAAUGGAACUUGAUUUGGAUAUAAAAGAUUUGGAAAAUUUUCCAGUUUCUAAAAAGGUUGAAAAAUUACUAGAUAAUUUAAAUAUGAGGUACGAUAAAAAUCAAACAAUAUUAAAUUAUCAACCCAAGACACCUCUGGUCAAAACUUUGAAAGAAAUAAUUCAAGAAAAUUUAAAAUACAAAUACAAAUCAAUAGAACAUUUAACUCAGGAUAUCAAUAAUUUAGGUCAAGCAAUUUUAUCGGAAAAUAAAUUAAGUUUUAAUAUUGUAAAGAGAUGGAAAAUUUGGAAAAAAAAUUAUGAAUUAGAAAUAUAUGAUUAUAGACAAGUAUUAGAAGAUAAUGAUUUAAGUGAAAUUGAAAUUGAUGAAGUAUCUACAAAUGAUGAAAAUCAAUUAAUGUUUAAUAAAUUUUUAAAUAGGUAA
Lodderomyces jiufengensis is the source of this 2277-nucleotide messenger RNA. RefSeq lists its product as uncharacterized. Lineage: Eukaryota; Fungi; Ascomycota; Pichiomycetes; Serinales; Debaryomycetaceae. Gene Ontology annotation, biological process: regulation of transcription by RNA polymerase II. The coding region runs from base 1 to 2277 and encodes 758 amino acids. The record is from RefSeq and is a predicted model, not a curated record. The transcript has a single exon.